Messenger RNA from Bactrocera tryoni, 1731 nucleotides. RefSeq names its product ras-related protein Rab-5B (gene Rab5). The record is from RefSeq and is a predicted model, not a curated record. The transcript has 6 exons. The coding region runs from base 523 to 1188 and encodes 221 amino acids. Gene Ontology annotation, molecular function: GTPase activity; GTP binding. Lineage: Eukaryota; Metazoa; Arthropoda; Insecta; Diptera; Tephritidae.
CAUCACCAUAUAACACGUAUUGUGCGGUUUGCAAUUUGUGCGAGAAAGUGCUGUUUUCAUUAAAGAAUAAUCAUUAUAUUUUGCAUUCCGUGAAAAAAAUUAUUUGGGAAGAGAGGUGGCUUUGUAAGCCCACAUUUAAACAAUUAAAGUGAAGGAUAAAAAUUGUUAAGUACAGGAAACGAAACCCCAGAACAACACCUGACAACAUCGGCCGUCCCUUUUCGGUAAAGGUUUGAACGAACUGCAGCUGCAAAUCUAGUUACAAUCCAAACAUUCGCACCGAAACGAACAAAUACAAAGAAAUACUAUUAAAGUAAACAAAAAAUAUACAUAUAAUAAUCAACAGCGACAACAACAACAACAUACAAUUUUAGGCGCAAGUUAUAAAGUUAUAACUCAACAUUUGUGACUACAGCAACGUGGGAAGUGGCAGUAAGCUCAUAGAAAUCGGUUGGCAAGUGAAGCAACAGCAGCACCACAAAAGCAUACCAAUACAAAAAGAACAAAAACAACAGCAAGAAGAUGGCAACAACUGCACGUAGCGGUGGCAAUGCCAGUGGCAGCACAGCUCAGCGACCCAACGGUACACAGCAAAAUAAGAAUUGCCAAUUCAAAUUGGUGCUAUUGGGCGAAUCGGCGGUGGGCAAAUCAUCGCUGGUGCUACGUUUCGUUAAAGGGCAAUUCCACGAAUACCAAGAGAGUACGAUAGGCGCUGCAUUUCUAACACAAACCAUCUGCAUAGAGGAUACGGUGGUAAAAUUUGAAAUUUGGGAUACGGCCGGUCAAGAACGAUAUCACAGCUUAGCUCCUAUGUACUAUCGUGGUGCCCAAGCCGCCAUCGUUGUGUACGACAUACAAAAUCAAGACAGUUUUCAGCGUGCAAAAACCUGGGUCAAGGAACUGCAUAAACAAGCAUCGCCGAACAUUGUUAUUGCCCUGGCUGGCAAUAAAGCGGAUUUAUCAAAUAUACGUGUUGUAGAAUACGAAGAAGCAAAGCAAUAUGCCGAAGAGAACGGUCUAUUAUUUAUGGAAACCUCGGCAAAAACGGGAAUGAAUGUGAAUGAUAUAUUCUUAGCUAUAGCUAAGAAAUUACCUAAAAACGAUGGAGCACACAAUCAAGGCGCUCCUGCUGGUAGAAGGCUGAAUGAUAAUGAAAAUAACCGACAAACAAACAAUUGCUGCAAGUGAUGUCCUUUUGUAGAAAAUGAAAUUUCCAAUGAGAGAUUUGAAAAAAUUAUGCUGAUAAUUAUAAAUAAAAAAAUAAAUAUAUAAAUUACAUAAAAAAAAGAAACAAAAACAAACCAGAAUUAGAAAGCAGAAACAAAAAUAAGGAUGAUGAUGAUGUUGAGUGUGGGAAAGCAACCAAUAAUAAUAUUAAUAUAUAAAAUUUAAAUUAUGAAAAAUUAUGAUAAUGAUGGUAAUGCUAUGAAAAUAGAUUAAAAUAAAGUCACAUUAAAAAUCGAAAAUAGAAAACCAGAAAAUGAAAAUACAAAAAAAAAAUAUUAACGAAAAACCUUACCAAACAGGAACAAACGCCCCCCUUUUCAGCUCCCUCAUCCCCGCAUCAAACAGCAGCGUUUAAUAACUAACUACAGCCGCCUGUGUGGCAACUGUCAACAACGUACACUCCACUACACCCCUCCGUAACCACAGCGUUUCAUAUAUGUUUCAGUUACUCCGCAAAAACAUUAAAAUCGCAAAAUAUCUACAAAAUCAGCAAAUAUACCAAGG